This is a messenger RNA of Fukomys damarensis (Damara mole-rat), 1370 nucleotides long. RefSeq names its product dehydrogenase/reductase 7B (gene Dhrs7b). Bases 168 to 1100 code for a protein of 310 amino acids. The transcript is spliced from 8 exons. Gene Ontology annotation, cellular component: membrane. Lineage: Eukaryota; Metazoa; Chordata; Mammalia; Rodentia; Bathyergidae. Gene Ontology annotation, molecular function: oxidoreductase activity. The record is from RefSeq and is a predicted model, not a curated record.
GUCUAGUGGGCUGGGUUUAGGUCAUUUCCGAGGCGGGAGGAUGAAGUUGAUUGAUCAUGAUCUCUCAGGCAACCAGUUUUGCACGCAGCGUGGACUGCGUGAACUGAUCAAAUUCGGGAGCAACGGAACCUGUGUGGCACCUAAAGAGUCUGCUGAAGAGGAGGGCCAUGGACUUGAUCACCUCUACAGCCAUCCUGCCCUUGCUGUUAGGCUGCCUGGGCAUCUUUGGCCUCUUCCAGCUGCUACAGUGGAUUCGCAUGAAGGCCUACCUGAGGAAUGCUGUGGUGGUGGUCACAGGCGCCACCUCUGGGCUGGGGAGAGAAUGUGCCAAAGCCUUCUAUGCUGCUGGUGCUAAGCUGGUGUUAUGUGGCCGGAAUAUGGAGGCCCUCGAGGAACUUGCCAGAGAGCUCACAGCUUCUCGUUCCCCACAGAAGCAGACACAUAAGCCCUACACAGUGACCUUCGACCUCACAGACCCUGGGGCUGUCAUGGCUGCAGGAGCUGAGAUCCUGCAGUGCUUUGGCCAUGUGGACAUCCUCAUCAAUAAUGCUGGUAUUAGCUACCGUGGAGCAAUUAUAGACACCACAGUGGAUGUGGACAAGAAGGUUAUGGAGACAAACUACUUUGGCCCUGUUGCUUUAACAAAAGUGCUCCUGCCAUCGAUGAUCAAGAGGAGGCGAGGCCACAUCGUCACCAUCAGCAGUGUCCAGGGCAAAAUUAGCAUUCCUUUCCGAUCAGCCUACGCAGCCUCUAAGCACGCAACCCAGGCAUUCUUUGACUGCCUGCGUGCCGAAAUGGAACAGGAUGACAUCAAGGUGACUGUCAUCAGCCCUGGCUACAUCCGCACCAACCUCUCUGUAAAUGCUGUCACCAGUGAUGGGUCCAGAUAUGGAGCUAUUGACAGGAACACAGCCCAGGGCCGAAGCCCUGCAGACGUGGCCCAGGAUGUUCUUGCUGCUGUGGGGAAGAAAAACAAAGAUGUGAUCCUGGCUGACUGGGUGCCUUCCUUGGCCAUUUAUCUUCGCAGUCUGGCUCCUAGGCUCUAUUUUAGCAUCAUGGCCUUCAGGGCCAGGAAGGAGCAGAAAUCCAAGAACUCCUAAUGUGGAUCAGAGCUGGGGCUGAGAAUCAACACCGUGUCUACAAGGGACAACUGCAUUUGUUGAGACUUGAGUGGAGGUUUGCCUCACAGGUGGAAACACUGAAGAAACACUUCCCUGGCCUGGCCCCUGUCCCCAGAGAGUGGGAACCAAACCAGGCAACAAGUUUCUUCCCAAGGUGAGGGGUAAAUGCAUAAGGAAUAAAUAUUGUGCAGGGUUUAAACUCUAAAACUACAAAUUAAAUGACUGGAACAGUAAGUCAGUCUUCAAGGA